AUGUCGUCAUUACAUGCGCCCCUGUCGGGUUCGGGCAGACCGACGUCAAAUGGAAUGGGCGGAAGCAAUGCAUUAAGUGGCGGGUCUGAUCGUGAUCGAAUUGAGCGGGAUCGGGAGCGACAUGCGGUCGCUGCUUCAUCGCCAAGGCUGGGAUCUACAGUGGUACACCCACCACCGUCGAACGCUGAUCACCCUGCUGAUCAGCCGUGGCCUGUGGAUUCAAUCGACACAUGGAAUUCUCAAUCCGCGGAAAUUUUCGAUAUUGGGGCCGGCAUUACGACUAGCGGAAACAACCUUGGGCAACAUAUCUACGCCCAAAUUCAGUCAAGAGCGGUUUCUGCAUCGGAUCCAGCCGAUAUCGAAGAAGAUGGUGAACUCGACUGGCUAGCCAAGUCAUUCCAAUCAGUGGUGCCCAAUGAUCACAACAUGCAGGACUUGGAUACCGGAGACAAGGGUCGCGGCAGCAGCAGCGAGCGAACCGUCUCCGAAUCCUCGUUUUCAGCCUCUUCAUAUGAAGUUGGCCUUGUGCAUUCUGAGCCAACAACUCCCACAUCAUACACCGCCGCAGUAGCUCUUACACUCUACGAAUUCGAUUAUAGAACCGCCCAGACUGCCAUGCGCCCUGUUAUCAGCCUGGACCUCGAUGAACACGCCAUCAGCAUCCCCUCUUCCUCGACUCCAGGGUUCAUUCAUGCCGCCGAAGUUCGAUCUAGUGGGCCGAUUUCACAGUGCUCUCCCGUUAUCAGCUUUACCUCCAACCGCUUUUCGACCGAAGCGCAGUACCGCUGUGUCUCGGACGUGUACAUCGAUGGAAACCAGGUCUACAGCAUGCCUGCGCACUUGCAGCUGUGUAGUGCCAGCUCGGACGGAAUGAUUGUUUACAAGAUGGAACUUGGUAACGACGUCUGGGCGAUUCUUACGAGGGACUCUGAUGUCCAUUCAUCUUAUACCAUGACGCAGAACAUCUUUACGGUGUCUACUGGAACGAUUCACGACGAGAUUCCUGUGUUCUCUAUCAGCUAUAAGUGCGUUGAGCACGAAAUGCUCCUCCGCCUUCAAGAUGCCGAUGAAGCGCGCCAGUACUUGCAUGGCAACGUGUACUUCAACAGGAACCCCAAAAAAGUGUACAUAGGCUGCGAGUUGAUUCCUGGAAAACCUGGUACCUCCUGCUUUGGGCUUCGUUUUGGGAUGAACUCUUGUAGCCAGGUUAUGAGGAGAUGCGAGGGUAAAGUCAACGAUGGGCUAUUGCAGGCGGUGAUAACUCUCUCCCUACAAACUAACUCGAAUCGGCCACUACGAAUAUACGCGGAUUCGUCGCAGUUCACUUCGCUCAUGACUGUGAGUGCGGGCGGACAGAGUUCAGGGAUUGGUCAGGGAAAAACGGAAAACUUCUGCGCACGGCAUGCACUAUUCUCCGGUGUCACUCUACAGCAUAUCAUGCUAGGGCGUUUAUAUCACAAUAAUAUGCUAUUUCAAGAAACAUUAUAUCACAAUACUAUGGUAUUUCAAGAAACAUUAUCGUACAAAUUGCUGAUAAGAUAA
Psilocybe cubensis is the source of this 1542-nucleotide messenger RNA. RefSeq lists its product as uncharacterized. The transcript has 7 exons. NCBI's taxonomy places the organism in Eukaryota, Fungi, Basidiomycota, Agaricomycetes, Agaricales, Agrocybaceae. Bases 1 to 1542 code for a protein of 513 amino acids. The record is from RefSeq and is a predicted model, not a curated record.